UCAGUCAAACCUGUCGAUUUUAUUUAUUAGUGGCAUGAAUAGCGAUUAAAAGCUCAGAAGGGGUCCCAAAAACUCUUGAGCAUAUGAAAAAAGCAAGAUAUUAUAGCGCUAUGCUGUGACAAAAAAAACCUAAAACAUGUCCAAAAAUAUUGGAGAUCCUAAAAGAAAAGAAAAGAAAAGGCAUGAAACUAGCUUAAGUCUGACAUGCUCUUCCCAGCGGUAAUUCAGUAUUUUUUUUUUCCUAAUAUCAUAUAAACCUAAAGAAUCAUCUAUGAGAGCCAACUUAACAUUCUGUGGUAAAUUUAAAGCAUUAUUAACCAAGACAUAACAAUCAAUAGCUCUUUCAAAUUGCAUCGAUGAUUGUCUAGCAUUUAUUUGCUUACUAGCAAAAUGAAUGGUGCAGUAUUGAACCCGUGCUCUCUGGUCAAUAGAUACGAUCUGCUCUCUAGUCAAUAUAACAUUAAAUACUGGUGGCCGCACUAAUAAAUAAGAAAAUUAGGGGAUUAUGUUUCUCUUGCAGUGUUAUUGCUGGAAAUUUUCAAUAUUAUGUCUAAAGAGUAGUGAUAACUAGAUUCACUCUCAAACUACUUUUCAACAUGAAACAAAUGUACAAGGUCUUUGAUGACAUAAAUUUCAAUAGCAAUUCAUGAGAAAAUAUCUCUCACUUUUUUUUCUUAUAGUAUACAAAUAGUAUUGCUAGUUAAUUUGUUUUCCUAUGUACAAAUAGCCUGUGUACUUCACGUGACCUCAAAAGUUUAUCUUCUAUUAUUACUGCUUUGAUGGAUAUAUACUAGAAUGAUUUACUCACCGGCAACCAAUAAAUAAUCAUUACAUAAUAUUUUUGAAACUAAAUUACCCUGUAAAACAAAUUUUACAGUAACCCUUACAGAUAUCAGGGUAAGUAUUAUCGUAAAGUCGGAGAGAAGGCAAAUCCUUCAAGUAUUUGAGACACAGCUUCCUAACAUCUACUUGUCCCAUUUAUUUGUCCAACAACCAAAGUAUUUUUGGUUUCCAAAUCAAAAAGGGUAAAUGGGAAAAAUAAUAAGAAUGACAUUCUACUCCUUAGGCAAGGGCAUUUUUGUAAAGUACAAAGAUGUGAAAAGCAGGUAGCCGAAAUCAAACUAGCAUCACUCGUCUCAUGACACUAUAAAAUACAAGGGUGGGAGUAGCUAAAUCAACAACUGCAGCCCCUCCAAUCCUUCUGCUAUUCAUUUCUCUUAUUACUAUUACCAGAAUCAGAGGUUUAAUGGAGGAUAAUCUAAAAGACGCGGACGCAAGGAGCACGAAAAUUGAUGCAUUGGGCGUAGAAUCAGGGCAGCAAGUAGCAGAAUAUGUGAAUGUUUCAGCUCAUGCAGUUGACAAAGAUUCAUGGCAACAAGUUGGAUUGUUGAUGGUGACUGGCUUCAACUGUGCUUAUGUGUUGAGUUUCUCAAACCUGAUGUUGGUGCCAUUGGGCUGGGCCUGGGGCCUCACUGUCCUCGUAGUAAUGGCGGCAUUCGCCUUCUAUGCAAACUGGCUCUUGGCUGAAUUCCAUAUAAUUGAUGACCACAGAUUCAUCAGAUACAGAGAUAUCAUGGAUUACGUAUUUGGGAGGAGAUUGUAUUACACCACAUGGAUCUUGCAAUUUGUAACUUUGUUACUCGUUAACAUGGGCUUUGUCCUUCUUGGAGGAAGAGCACUGAAGGAGAUCAAUUCAGAAUUCAGUAGCUCUCCUGUGAGGCUUCAAAUGUUCCUCACUAUCACUGGCUUCGCCUAUUUCAUCUUUGCAAAUCUAGUUCCCUCCAUGUCGGCCAUGAGAAAUUGGCUAGCAACCUCGGCAAUCCUCACAAUAAUCUACGAUGUCAUUCUCUUCGUAAUCUUAGUUAAAGAUGGGUGUGCAAACAAAAACAAGGAUUACAAUAUCAGUGGAAGUAAAGUGGAUAAAUUCUUCAAUGCAUUUGGUGCAAUUGCUGCAAUUCUCGUCUGCAACACCUGUGGUUUGCUUCCAGAGAUGCAGUCAACUCUUCGAAAGCCAGCAGUUUCGAACAUGCGGAAAGCUUUGUCAUUACAGUUUACAUUGGGUCUGGCAAUAUACUAUGGUGUUAGCAUAGUUGGCUACUGGGCAUACGGUUCAUCAGUUUCAGACUAUCUCCCGAAAGAAUUAAGUGGACCUAAAUGGGCAAAAGUUCUGAUAAAUUCUACAGCUUUUCUACAAAGUAUAGUUUCUCAGCAUAUGUUUAUUGCACCAAUACAUGAGGCUCUGGAUACCAAGUUCUUAAGUCUGGAAGAGAGCAUGUUCUCAAGAGAGAACCUUAUACGGAGAUUUCUUUUAAGAGCACUAGUUUUUGGAAUAAAUACAUUUGUUGCAGCACUGUUCCCUUUCAUGGGAGAUUUUGUAAACCUUUUCGGGUCUUUUGCUCUCUUUCCGCUAACCUUUGUUUUCCCCAGCAUGAUUUUUGUCAAGGUCAAAGGAAAAUCUGCUAGAAGGGCAGAGAAGGCAUGGCAUUGCGCCAUCAUUGUCAUCUCCUCUCUACUAUCGGUAGUAACUACUGCUGCUGCUAUAAGAUUGAUAAUCAGUAAUGCCCGCAAGUACAGAUUCUUUGCAGAUACAUAAUACUUCAAGUUCCGAUAAAGAUAUAAACUACAUGGUACACCAUUGUAAGAUUUCAAUAUUGUUGUUGUUGUUGUUGUUGUUGUUGUUGUUGUUGUUAUUUUGUGUGAAAAAUCUACUAAACAGAUAUUGUGACAUUGCUAUAUAUUA
Molecule: messenger RNA, 2740 nt
Organism: Asparagus officinalis (garden asparagus)
Lineage: Eukaryota; Viridiplantae; Streptophyta; Magnoliopsida; Asparagales; Asparagaceae
Product: proline transporter 2-like
Exons: 8
Coding region: 1247-2593 (448 amino acids)
Cellular component (GO): plasma membrane
Source: RefSeq, a predicted model, not a curated record